This is a messenger RNA of Sitophilus oryzae (rice weevil), 1843 nucleotides long. RefSeq lists its product as uncharacterized. The record is from RefSeq and is a predicted model, not a curated record. The coding region runs from base 822 to 1313 and encodes 163 amino acids. NCBI's taxonomy places the organism in Eukaryota, Metazoa, Arthropoda, Insecta, Coleoptera, Curculionidae. The transcript is spliced from 2 exons.
GAUUAACUCCUUCAGUCAGGAAAAGAGGACAUCGCCCUGCACUAAAUAAAAUUGAUAAGAAUCCUAUAAUAGAUCAUAUUAAAUCAUUUCAACCAAACAUAUCUCAUUAUAGAAGGGGGCACGCUCCAAAACGUUUGUAUCUGCCUUCCGAGAUAAACAUAACUAUGAUGUAUAAGGAUUUUAAAUCAAAAAAUCCACAUUUUACAGGAAGUUAUGAGUUAUACAGAAAAGAAGUGUCUUCGUUGAAUAUUUCGUUUGCUCAGUUAGGAUGUGAAGAAUGUUUACCUGCACAGCAUAUAAACUGCAUAAAAAAGAGGAAAAUCAUGAGGAUCCAUGCAUUUACUUAGAUUGUGACCAAUGCUGCAAAUAUCUUCACCAUGAAGCCAAAUACCCCGCAGCCCGAAAAGAAUAUGCAAAAGAUGGGGAAAAAUUAGAAGUUGAAAGCGAAUUAACAGUAUCGGCCGAUUUAGAGAAGGUAAUUAUGCUACCAAGAGCAGAGAUGUUCAAGAAGUAAUUUUCGUACCACGGAUCACAGUUUUAACGAAAGUUUAGUGCCUGUUGGUAAGGGAAAAAAAAUAAAACCACUAGCAGUCUUGUGGCACGAAGGAAUUGCUAAACGCAGCAAAGAAGAUAUUAUUUCCGCUUAUUAUGCUUUCUUUUUAAAAAAUCGAGACAAGGAAAUUGUUACAAUUUGGAUGAAUAAUUGCUCGGCUCAGAACAAAAACUGGGCUCUUUUUUCUUUUUUUGUUUAGAUUGUUAAUAGCAAAGAAGUUAGUUUAAAAAGUCUAACAAUUAAAUAUUUCGAGCCGGGUCACUCAUUUAUGUCGGCAGACCACUUUCAUCACCAGGUGGAACUGUCGAUGAAAAAACACAAAACAGCGUGGGAUUUUGACGACUUUGUUGCCCGUGUUUCGUCAGCCAAUGGAGGCAAAACUGAUGUUAUUCAAAUGUCCUUCAAAAACUUUUUUAACUGGAAAGAUUUUUCAUCAAAAUUUAAACUCAAAAAGGAGCAAUUUUAUUUCAAAAAUUUAGUCAUCGCAACUUUUAACAGAGACGAGAAUGUAUUUCAAUAUAAAACUAAUUUUGAAGAAGAACAAUUCAAAGUUUUGAAUUUUCUUAAUAAUAAGGCAGUAAAAACUGGGAUCCCCAUGCCAGAACCUAGAGAUAGGAAUCGUGGGGUAGAUUUAACUCGAAAAGACACUUUAGUUUCUACCCUUGCUCCAAUUAUUCCAAAAACUAGUCUUAAAUUUUGGCAGGAACUGGAUGUUUAUCGUGAUCCACCUAAUGACGGUGACGAUGAGGGCGCUGCAUAAAAAUUUUGUUUGGAACUGUUUGUAGUUUUUAAUAAUGUGUUUAAAAUUUGUUUUUAAACUGUUGUAUAUCAUUUUAUACUGUUUGUAGUUUUCAAUAAUGUGUUAAAAAUUUAUUUUGUUUUAAAUCGUUUUAUACGGUUUUAAAGUUUUCAAAAUGAAAAUAAAUACUUAUUAUUUGUAAAAGUUUAAGGUGCGUCUUUGUCCUAUCUGUGGUUCAUACGAAAUUAUUUUUAAAGUUUACUAAAAAUAAUGUCCUAUCUUUCAAAAACCUAUUAUCUACUAAGGUAAUUUAACUAAUCAAAACAAUAAUAAAAUUGUAUACCAAUUAACAAGCUCUACCCAAAAUUUUAGUUUUCUUAAACGAUAUCUAAGAGGUGGUACAUAACAAAAAACUGAAACGUUUAUUUCUCAGAAAUGUUACUUUGUCAGUUAGGACGCUUCAGCUUAGCACGGCAGAAUACUAGAGCAACUUCAAAUAAAAAAAUAAUGGUAUUUAAGAUAAUUUGAAAAAACCUAAUUUUAAAAAGUUU